CUUCUUUCUAUAUGGUUUAGCUCCAUUAAUUGUCUACUUAUAAAUAAAGCUAAUCUAACAACACAAAUCUAUGUCAAAACGGCUAUUUAGCAGUUUUAAACAUACAAAUAUAAAUGUUUGAUGGCUGGGAACUAUCCAUACUUCCAUAAUCCAAUCCCUAGAUUCCAAAAUUACAACUUUGCGAGCAGCUCAUCUCAUCAUCACCAACAUCAUGAUGGUCUAGUGGUGGAACAAGAGGAAAACAUGGUGAUAAAAGAACAAGACAGGCUACUCCCGAUAGCAAACGUAGGAAGGAUCAUGAAGAACAUUCUCCCACCAAACGCAAAGAUCUCUAAAGAAGCAAAAGAGACUAUGCAAGAAUGUGUCUCCGAGUUCAUAAGCUUUGUCACUGGAGAAGCCUCUGAUAAAUGCCAUAAGGAGAAGAGAAAGACAGUUAACGGUGACGAUAUCUGUUGGGCUAUGGCAAAUCUAGGGUUUGAUGAUUACGCUGAGCAGCUCAAAAAGUACUUAAAUCGCUACCGAGUUAUCGAAGGAGAGAGAUCUAAUCAUCACGGCAAAGAAAGGAGCUAAAAUCUUCAACGGAUAAUUAACUGUUUGAUUUCCCUUUUAUUUAUACGCUCGUGUUUGUUCUCCGACCGGCUUCUUAACAUCACCAAAUACAUGUGGUGAUUUAUUUAUAUAUAUCAUAUAUAGUACUAGAGAUAUAAAGAAACAUAUAUGAUUAUUUAUGAUAUAUGUAUGUGGUUUGAGGCUGUGUAGAGAUCUGUGCUAGUCGUUCUUCCUGAGUUUGUUAAUUUUUAUCGUUAAAUUUAAGGGUGUUUUCGAUUUUA
Molecule: messenger RNA, 830 nt
Organism: Raphanus sativus (radish)
Lineage: Eukaryota; Viridiplantae; Streptophyta; Magnoliopsida; Brassicales; Brassicaceae
Product: nuclear transcription factor Y subunit B-5
Exons: 2
Coding region: 121-570 (149 amino acids)
Biological process (GO): regulation of transcription by RNA polymerase II
Cellular component (GO): CCAAT-binding factor complex; nucleus
Molecular function (GO): protein heterodimerization activity; RNA polymerase II cis-regulatory region sequence-specific DNA binding; DNA-binding transcription activator activity, RNA polymerase II-specific
Source: RefSeq, a predicted model, not a curated record